This is a messenger RNA of Haliaeetus leucocephalus (bald eagle), 2448 nucleotides long. RefSeq names its product protocadherin beta-16-like. The record is from RefSeq and is a predicted model, not a curated record. Gene Ontology annotation, molecular function: calcium ion binding. Gene Ontology annotation, biological process: homophilic cell-cell adhesion. Lineage: Eukaryota; Metazoa; Chordata; Aves; Accipitriformes; Accipitridae. Gene Ontology annotation, cellular component: plasma membrane.
AUGGCGCUGAGGAAGAGCGAGGAACGGCUCCCAGGGCGAGCGGUGGCUCUGAUUCUGCUCCUCUGCGUGUCGGGGAUGAGAGCAGAAACCGCCCGGUACUCUGUGACCGAAGAGGCGGAGAGAGGCUCCUUUGUGUCGAAUAUCGCUAAGAAUUGGGGACUGACUGGUGAGGAAUUAUCGGCUUGACAGGCUCGGCUCGUUCCUGGAGGAGUAAAGCAGUAUUUACAGCUGAACCAACACGCCGGGGAUUUGGUGAUGUGAGAGCGGAUGAACCGGGAGGAACUGUGCGGACAGAGCGAGCCCUGCCUGGUGCGUUUUGAGGUGGUGCUGGAGAGCCCACUGCAGUCCUUCUGAGCUGAGGUAAGCUUCACUGACAUAAGUGAUCAUGCUUCUGUGUUCUUAAAUAAAGAGAUAGUUCUAAAGAUCCCGGAAAGUGCAAUGCUGGAGGCUAAUUUUUUGUUGGAAAGCGCUCAGGAUCCGGAAGUGGGGAACAACAGUCUUCUGCAUUACAGUAUCCGCUCAGACGACUACUUCCAGAUCUACGCGUGGAGGUGGAGUGAUGGCAGGAGGUACACCGAGUUGGUGUUGGACUGAGCCCUGGACCGGGAGCAGCAGGCAGAAGUGGCUUUCAGUGUCAUGGCUGUGGAUGGUGGGUCUCCACCAUGCUCUAGUACAGCCUUAAUCCAUGUGGUCGUCCUGGAUAUAAAUGACAACGUCCCAGUAUUUACCCAUAGUCUGUAUAAAGUCCAAGUAUUAGAAAAUAGCACCGAGGAUACCCCAGUGGUGGUGGUGUCUGCUAAUGAUUUAGACUCAGGAACGAAUGGAGAGAUAUCCUAUUCCAUCAUUCCAAAUUCAGAGGGAAAUCACCAGACGUUUAAAAUAAAUCCAGAGGCAGGGCAGAUUCGACUCAAAAAGCCAGUGGAUUAUGAAGAAACAAAGACCUACAAGAUAGACGUCCAGGCCACAGAUGGAGGGGGCCUCUUCACGCACUGCAAGGUGGAGGUGCAAGUGGAGGAUGUGAACAACAAUGCCCCUGAGGUGAUCACUGCCUCCCUCACCAGCACCGUCUUGGAAGCUGCCCUGCCGAACACCACCGUGGCCCUCUUCAACAUGCAUGACCAGGACUCAGGGGACAACGGCAUGACGAGGUGUGAGCUGCUGGGCAAGCAGCCCUUUAGCAUCAGGCCACUGGCUGCUGAUGCAUAUGCGCUGGUGACAUCGGAGGUGCUGGACUGGGAGGAGGUGGUGGAGUACAAUGUGACAGUGUGGGCUCAUGAUGAGGGCUUCUCCGCACUCUUGGCAUCCAAGAAGCUGCUGUUACAACCCUUGGACAUGAACGACAAUCCCACAGGGACGAGCUUGGGCCGCCUGACUGCCUCAGACGCCAACAUGGGAAAAAAUGCCCACGUGAGAUACUCGAUGGGACUGGUCCCGCCGGGAGUGCCUGCUGUGGCAUCGUUCGUGUCCAUGGAUGUGGAGAGUGGAACCAUGCAGGCGCUCUGCCCACUGGACUAUGAGUAUGUGUGUGCCUUCCAGGUGGAGGUGCGGGCUGUCGACAGUGGCUCACUGCCACUCAGCACACAGGUGGUGCUACGUGUGGUGGUGCGGGAUGAGAAUGACAAUGCACCUGUUGUGCUGCACCUGCCCCCUGACAGCAGCAUGGCAGAAGGCGAGUUGGUGCCGUGCUGGGCACGGGCGGGCUACCUGGUGGCCAAGGUAGUGAUGGUGGAUGUGGACGCGGGGCAGAACGUGUGGCUGUUGCACGAGUUGGCCAAGGCGAUGGAGCUGGGGCUGUUCCAUGUGGGGCUGCACAGCAGCAAGGUGCGUAUGGCAUGGGCUGUGGCAGAGCAUGACACACCCCAGCAGAGGCCUGUUGUCCUGGUGCGAGACCGCGGGCAGCUGCCGUGCUCCGCCACAGCCACCCUCAGCAUAGCGCUGGCGGACGGCUUCUCCGACACCUUCCUCCAGCUCUCCAACGCUCAUGUGGGGAGGCAGGAGCCGCAGGCAGCCGAGGAGGACAUGCUCACUACCUAUCUCAUCACCUCCCUGGGCUACGUCUGGUUGUUCUUCGUCCUGUCUGUCCUAGCCUUUUCAGCGGACAAGAUCUGCAAGACUUGCCUCUGGGCAUGCCUUGCGACUCCCUCUGCCAGCUGCUACGCUGAUGGCGUCUUUGCCACCGGCCACACGGACAUGGCCAAGACAGACACUCUGUCGCUGGCUUACUGCUAUGAAGUGUGCCUAAGCAGGGGCUCGGAUAGGAGUGCAUUACAGUUCCUGAAGCCCGACCUGCACAGUCAGCAAAGACGUGCUGAGGCCAUGGCAGGCAAGGACGAAGAACGGCUGUGCAGCACGCAGCCUGCGGGCGAGAGGGAAGGCAACCCGGGGAGCACAGCCCCUCGUCCCGCUCAGGUGCCGGACCGGGCGUCCGGAGGGCGCGCCCACGCCUGA